AUGGCAGGCAGCGGCCGGAUGGUGACCUCCUCACGGCGCGCAGGGAGGAUCACCAACAAGUCGAAAUUGCUCAUUUACCGGGGGUCGGAUAAGGUCGAUCUGGCCCAUGCCGAGGUCGUUUCGUGGACCGAUGGGGAUGGCGAAAGCGCGCCGAAACAUCAGCAUGUGGGGGCCAAGGGGGUGGAAAGUGGGGAGAUGCUGGAACAUCAUCUCCAAGCUGCCCUCUCCUCACAUUCCCUCUUGCACUCCCAAGCGACCACAUCCUCUCCUACCCCCUCCUCCCGCCUCAAGUCGGACCAAGCCAACGCCGCCGCUUCCUCCUCCACCGCCCCGCCCGCUGCGCUCAACUACCACAUCCCCACGCCGGACGCGACAGGGCUCACGGUCACCGCGGACUAUGUCCGGCUCUACCAGGCCCCCUCGCAGCGGUAUCAGGAGCCGAGCAACUUUAUCCGGUUCUCCGAUACCGUCGAGGAGGCUUCCGGCGGAUGGGGCGGACUCGGGUAUUGCAUGGACGACGAGGAUGAGCGGUGGCUGGCCGAUUUCAACGGGAAGCAGCAGGGAGGCAGUGGGAGUGGGGGUAAGGAGGGCAAGGAGAAUGUGCCGGUGUCGGCGGGAAGGGAGAGGCGGGGGAAGGGGAAAGAUAAGGAGAAGGAGAGGGAACAGGCGGCACCACCACCACCCCUGGUCAUCACCGAGGAGGCGUUUGAGUAUGUCAUGGGUGUACUGGAAAAGUACACGGAUGAUAAUGUUCCCACUCUCCACACAGACCUCUCUAUCCUCCCCACCUUCGCCUCGGUCGAGUCCCUUUUCUCAUCCUCCAUCCCCGCCUCCUUCCUCCCCUCCAACGAGGUUCCCCGUUCACUCCCUGAAACCCCCGCGCUCGUCCGCAUGGCACGCUCCAUCUACUCUCAUUGGAAAUCCCGCCGAGAACGCCGCAAGGGCCGCUCCAUCUGCCCUCAGCUCAACUACGACGAAACGAACGAUGGCGACCCAUACGUCUGUUUCCGGCGUCGUGAUAUCCGCGCCACUCGUAAAACUCGACGUACCGACAAUUACUCUGUCGAGCAGUUGCAAAAAUUGCAGUAUGAGUUGCGGUCGGCGCAUUCGAUUGCGGAGAUGGUGGUCAUGCGUGAAAAGGAGAAGAAGAAGCUUUAUGAUGCGGAGCGGGAGGUGUGGGAGGCCAAGUGGAAGUUGUUUGAGACCAAGAAGAGGUGGCCUAGCCUGGGCAUCACGAAGGAUGAGGAGGAAAUCAUCACCGGUCGAAUGGCGCAUGGAACCAACACCGCCGCGUCCAGCACGUACGGCGGAAGUAUCUCCAUGUCUGUCCUGAACGGGCAGCAGGCGUUACAUUCGAGUCAUCCGAAUAUCCCUCGACAUGGUAAAAAGACGGCGGAUCGGGAGAAGGAGGCAGAGAGGGAGAAGAGGGAAAAGAUGCAAGAAGUGGCGUCGAGGGGCGGGGAUCGGAACGGAGCGGGAGCCAGGUGGUAUGCCCCCGAAGAGCUCAAGGCGAGGAUGUCGGUAUUGCGGCAGAGGCUGGACGAGGAGAUGGCGCAGAAGCGAGAGAGGGAUCACGAUUGGGACGAUGCGACCGAUAUGUCGUAUCAGCCCCUUCCAGCAGGUCAGGCCGAGCAUGCUUUCCGGUCCGUCACGUCGCUCGAUUCCCAAUGGGCCAGAGAGCACAAUGGGGAUGCGUCGUCCCGGCCGCCAGCGUUCCGGCUACGGAUCGGUCGUGGCGGGGUCCAACAUCUCGAUCGUCGACAACACGUCUCUCAACGAUCCCGCGGCUCCCCUCCUUCCUCCCCCUCGGACUUCCCGGGGUGGCUUUUCCCAGACAGCCUCUCAUCCCGCUCCUCCCGCCGCCGUCCUACCUCGAUCGACGACGACGAAUCGGACGACUCCUCCAGCAGCCCGCUGAAGCGGCGCCGGCUCAACGAGUCGUGGCGGUACAAUGCGGACAGCGGGGGCGCUAUCGGCGUUGGGAUGGGUCUAGAGGAGGACCAAGACCAAAUCAUCAUCGACGACAUGGACUCCAAGUACAUUCGUCACCGCAUCACCCUGCUACACGAGGGCGACAUGUCCAAGCUCCAACCGGACACCUCGGCGAUCAAGCAGGCUAUGGCGAGCAUCGACGAGCCGCGGGAGCUACCGCCCAUGCCCAUCUUUAUCCGGCCGCCCAUCAACAAUCAAUUCCUCAGCCAGCAGAUGCAGCAGCAGCAGCAAAUGCAGCAACAGCACAAGCGGGCGCAGCAGCAGCAAAGGCAGUUGCAAGCGGCAGCGCAGGCCCAGGCUCAGGCGCAGCAGCUGGCUCAGGCCCAGGGAGCGCAGGGACAGGGGCAGCAAGGACAGGGACAGGCGCAGGCGCAGGCGGUACCGAUGUCGCAGAGCAGUUCGAGUGCUUCCUCGGCCACCCACCCCAACCCUCCACCUAAUCCCACCAUCAACACCAACAACGUCUCCACCCCGAACCCCUCUGCCAGCAAUGCCAACGCGAACGGUGCGACCGCGCAAACCGCCAGCCCAUCCCUCCCCACCGGCCACCUCCAACUCAAACUCCCACCCCACGCGAAAGCGAGGCUGGCGGGACAACAGCAGGUGAUUGUUCAACGGGCGCAGUAG
Messenger RNA from Dioszegia hungarica, 2619 nucleotides. RefSeq names its product enhancer of polycomb-like-domain-containing protein. The record is from RefSeq and is a predicted model, not a curated record. NCBI's taxonomy places the organism in Eukaryota, Fungi, Basidiomycota, Tremellomycetes, Tremellales, Bulleribasidiaceae. Gene Ontology annotation, cellular component: piccolo histone acetyltransferase complex. Gene Ontology annotation, biological process: regulation of transcription by RNA polymerase II. Bases 1 to 2619 code for a protein of 872 amino acids. The transcript is spliced from 6 exons.